AUGUGCCUUCCUUACAAAUACAUGGAGCCUAUCAUGAGCCUAGUACAACUGAUGUUUCUUCUUCACAAAUGGAUGUAACCUACCAUGAAGCAAUACCUGCAGAGGUGGUUUCUCCGGUUACCAAGUUUAAAUUGGUCAUGGAUCCUGUGCCAAAGGGUACAAAGAUGAAUACGAUGGAUGAUAUUAUCUUGACUCAACAAGGUGCUACCCUUACCCAGGUGGGGAAAGUAGUUAAUGGCCCAGAAAAGGACAAAAAGAAGAUGAAGAAGGAUUCUGUAAAGCACGCUGUAGAUUAUUCCAACAAAUCUAAGCAAAAGGAAAAGCCCUUUCCUAAGGAGUCUGCUGGUUCAAAUGGGCACGUACCAUCCGAAAUCGAGCAUGACAGAAAGAAUUCUGUAACAAAAUUGUCAAAUAGCAUAACAUCUAAGCCUUCAAAUCCUCACACUUCUUUUCAUGCCGAGAAUAACAAAGAAAUAACUCCAGAGUUUGUUAGAGAGAAUGAUUUACCCAGUUCACUAAAGGAUGAAGCCAAGACUGAUGUGCCUUCCUUACAAAUAGAUGGAUCCUACCAUGAGGCUAGGACCAUUGAUGUUUCUUCUUCACAAAUGGAUGUAACACACCAUGAAGCAAUACCUGCGGAGGUGGUUUCUCCAUUGACUGAGAUUAAAUUGGUUAUCGAUUCUGUGCCAGAGGGUCCAAAGAUGAAAACAAUGGGUGAGAUUAUUUUGGCUCAACAAGGUGCUACCAUUCCACAGGUGGGGAAAACAGUCAAUGGCCCAGAAAAGGAUGAAAAGAAGAUAAAUAAGAAGGAUUCUCUAAAGCAUGCCAUAGAUUGUUCCGACAAAUCCAAGCAAAUGGAAAAGCCCUUUCCUGAGGAGGUUGCUGCUUCAAAUUGGCAUGCACCAUUACAAACUGAGGAUGACAGAAAGGAAUCUACAACAAAAUUGUCAAAUGUCAGAACGUCUAUGCCUUCAAAUCCUCACACUUCUUGUUACGCUGAGGAUUACAAAGAAAUAACUCCAGAGUUUGUUAGAGAGAAUGAUUUUAAGGAUGAAGCCAAGACAGAUGUGCCUUCUUUACAAAUACAUGGAGCUUACGAUGAGGCUAGGACAACUGAUGUUUCUUCUUCACAAAUGGAUGCAACCCACAAUGAAGCAAUACCUGCAGAGGUGGUUUCUCCAGUGACACAGAUUAAAUUGGUUGUAGAUUCUGUGCCAGAGGGUCCAAAGAUGGAAACAAUGGGUGAGACUAUUUUGGCUCAACAGGGUGCUACCAUUCCACAGGUGCGAAAAGCAGUAAAUGGUCCAGAAAAGGACGGAAGGAAGAUGAAGAAGAAGGAUUCUUUAAAGAAUACCAUAGAUUAUUCCAACAAAUCCAAGCAAAAGGAAAAGCCCUUUCCAAAGGAGACUGCUGUUUCAAAUGGGUUUGUACCAUCCCAAACCAAGCAUGACAGAGAGAAAUCUGCAACAAAAAUGUCAAAUGGCAGAACAUCUGUGCCUUCAAAUCCUCACGCUUCUUUGUAUGCAAAGACUAACAAAGAAAUAACUCCAAAGAUUGUUAGAGAGAAUGAUUUAACCAGUUCACAAAAGGGUGAAACCGAGACUGAUGUGCCUUCCUUACAAAUACAUGGAGCCUACCAUGAGGCUGGGACUACUGAUGUUUCUUCUUCACAAAUGGACAUAACCCACCAUGAAGCAAUACCUGCAGAGGUGGUUUGUCCAGUGACUGAGAUUAAAUUGGUCGUAGAUUCUGUGCCAGAGGAUCCAAAGAUGGAAACAAUGGGUGAGAUUCUUUUGGCUCAACAAGGUGCAGUCAAUGGUCCAGAAAAGGAUGGAAAGAAGAUGAUGAAGAAGGAUUCUUUAGAGCAUGCCAUAGAUUAUUCCAACAAAUCCAAGCAAAAAGAAAAGUUCUUUCCUAAGAAGGAGGCUUCUUCUUCAAAUGGGCAUGUACCAUCUCAAACCAAGCAUGACAGAAAGGAAUCUGCAACAAACUUGUCAAAUGGCAGAACAUCUGUUCCUUCAAAUCCUAACACUUCUUAUUAUGCUAAGAAUCUUCCCUGUGUGCCAAGAAAAGUAGGAAAGGAAGAGACAAUUCCCAAGAAGAAAAAACCUGGUCUGCAGGCAAGAGAAAACAAAAGAUCAGUAUCUGAUUCCAUACACAUGUCCCUCUGUUUGGGAUCUCAACGGCCUGCUAAUAUCACAGUUCCUCAGCCAUUUGUUCUUGCUACUGACAGGCGGGUUUCUAUUGUUCAAAAUCUUGGAGACAAAGAGAUUGUGAAGUGUGCUUUCAAGACUUUUCGACACAGUUUGUCCAUCCCAGGACUGGCCAAAAUUGAGGCCCCUGCAAAUGUAAUACGAAAGGAAGUUGCUGGCUCAACAACUCCUCAUCAGAAACAUGGAAGAAGUGAUGAUAAGAGUGCACAAAGGUGCACAAAGUUGGUUGGAUCGAAAGACAGCGAAGAUAAAAAUGGUUCAAGUGAAACCAGUGUUAAUGGGAGAAAAUUAAAUUCAAAGGUGUCCUCAACAACAUUUAGCUUGAAAAGUGUUGAAAGGGCAGAGAAACGGAAAGAGUUCUAUAUGAAAUUGCAAGAAAAACUGAAUGCCAAGGAAGCUGAGAAGAACAAAAUUCAAGCAAAGACAAAGGUUUGUGUUAUACUAUAA
Molecule: messenger RNA, 2660 nt
Organism: Cryptomeria japonica (Japanese cedar)
Lineage: Eukaryota; Viridiplantae; Streptophyta; Pinopsida; Cupressales; Cupressaceae
Source: RefSeq, a predicted model, not a curated record